AUGGUGUUUGUGAUCCAAGAGAUUAACAUUGUGUUAAUUGCAGUCCAAUCGGACUUUGUACAAGGAGGCUUUGGUUCAGUGAUAGUGCCGUCCAAGAACUCAAAUUUACGUCGUGCCUCCAACGCCGUGCUUUGUGUGCUCUUGGAUCGUGGGGUUAAUCCAGACAUCUUGAAUCGCCACAAACAGCUCAUAACUUUUGUUCUCUUUUCUUUUCCCGUUAGCAGUCCAGGAAUCAUGCUGCUAAUAUUUACCAAAGCUAGUGGCCAUGUUCCUUUAAAGAUUUUCUCUAUUGAGGAUGGUACUGUUCUGAAAUCUUUCAACCAUCUGCUUCACCGAAACAAGAAGGUGGAUUUUAUUGAACAGUUCAAUGAAAAGCUUCUUGUCAAACAAGAGAAUGAAAAUCUUCAGAUUCUUGAUGUCCGCAAUUCUGAGUUGACAAAAGUAAGCAGAGCCGAAUUCAUGACCCCAUUAGCAUUCAUAUUUCUGUACGAGAAUCAGCUAUUCUUGACUUUCAGAAAUAGAACAGUAGCUAUUUGGAACUUCCGUGGAGAGCUUGUGACUUCAUUUGAGGAUCACCUAUUAUGGCACCCUGACUGCAAUACAAACAACAUUUAUAUUACUAGUGAUCAGGACCUUAUUAUUUCCUAUUGCAAAGCUGAUUCUGAUGAUCCCUUAUCAGAAGCAACUGCAAGAUCGAUCAAUAUCAGCAACAUUUUGACAGGCAAAUGCCUUGCUAAAAUAAAAGCAAUUGACAGCCGUGCCUCAGAUGAUUGUAGCUGCAGUAGCAGUUGCAAUGAGCAUGGUGGCAUAAAUUGCAAUGCUAAGAAGCGUAUCCAAGCUUCCAGAAUUAGGAGCAUGGUUGCAGAUAGAUGUUCCUGA
This is a messenger RNA of Lycium barbarum (goji berry), 879 nucleotides long. RefSeq lists its product as uncharacterized. Gene Ontology annotation, molecular function: protein binding. The coding region runs from base 1 to 879 and encodes 292 amino acids. NCBI's taxonomy places the organism in Eukaryota, Viridiplantae, Streptophyta, Magnoliopsida, Solanales, Solanaceae. The record is from RefSeq and is a predicted model, not a curated record. The transcript is spliced from 5 exons.